AUGGCAGAAUCAGUAAUUGCAUUCCUUGGACAAGAUUUGAAAUAACUCGCUUAAACUCAUGAUGAUUUCACAGAACACAAACAAAGCGAAUUGAGAAAAGCUAUGAAGUAAUGUUCAACUGACUUCGAGUACCCUCUAGACAAGCCAUAUGAUACUGAGCACGAUAAUUUCAAGUUCUUUGCUCUCUGCUUAAGAAACCAAGUAUAUCUUAACCCAGUAUUGAAUCAAUCAAAAGGAUCCAAUCAAAACCAUGAUUUCAUGUUCUACAGUGAUUACAAUGAAGCCCAUCAUAAUCAAUCUGCAAACGAAAACUCGGAUGAAGAUUCAUCAAGUCAUUACCAAAAAGAGAAUUAAUAUUUGAAUCAAAACUAGUCAACAGAGUUACAUAAUCUAGUAUCAAAUGCUGCGCUUCAAAUGAACUAUGAUAAGAAAGUUAAGUUUGCAGAUCAAUUGGCUUUCAAGAUUGACUAACCUCAUUUAUUCAAAGCAGAGGAGCCAAUACCUAUAGAAUUCAAAAACAAUAUGAAACCAGGACUACCAUAGCCAAAAUCAAAAGGCAAAAAAGGUAAAAAGUCAAAAUAAAAUAAUUCCUUUGUUCCUCCUUAUAUGAAAAAAAGACCUCAAUCAGCAUAGAAAAAAGCAAAGCCACUACCUUCAGCAUCUGAUUGGAAUUAAGAUACGAGGCCUGAUAAAUACUUUGAUAUCAACAUAGACCCCAAAGCUAAGAGGUAGCAAGAAAAAGAGUAAAACGAGCGAAUCUAGAAAAAACAACUCUCUGUAAAUCAAACUUCUAUUGUUGUGGAUAAAAAGUAUGAUGAGGGUAAACUUGAAAUUGGAUUCUUAAAGAAAAAUGGACAAGUUGGCUCAAAAUUUGAGAUUUACAAAGAUAUUGACCAUUUAGUAGACAAUAAGCAGAUGAAUUAUGCUGCAACAGGCUAUUCAAUUAAGAAUGUCAUGAAAUAAGUCUCCCCUCCCAAAAAGAGGUUAGUCUCAACAGUGUCCCAGAAUCAAAUAAGUUAGGGAAAGACUGGAAAAAUUAUGAUUGCUUAAAGUGAAGAAGAAUUUGAUUCAAAGAAUACCUCUACUUAGCUCUUAAAUGCAAGAUCUUAAUAACUUGGAUACCAAUUUCCUGGUACAGAUUUCAUAGCAUAAGCUGGUGAUGUCGACAUCAAAAUGUAGCAACUGAUAGCACAGACCUUACAGUCAAAAGAAUAAAUGAUUAAAGCUCUGGAAGAUGAGCUGAAUAAUGAGAAAUAAAGAAGGGAAGAAAUCAGUUCUGCUUUCAAGAAGUAAUUGAAAGAUUUUGAAGAUGAAAGAGAUGCUAUUGAGAAAAUUAGAAACGCUAGUAAUUAGCUAGAAAAGAAGUAAAAAAUAGAAUCAUUCUCAAAGUAAUCCAAUAGAGAAGGCAAUGAAAGUGAAUUGGAUAUGAUACCUACAAAGGAAAAGCCAGCUGGGAAGACUAGUUAAUCAGCUAGGAGUAUUUAAAGUUCAAACAGGGCUAAGAAAUCUUCAAAGUAAAGCGAGAUGUCUUAUAGACCUGAUAGAGUAAAGUCUUCAAUCCCUAAAGUUGUGACUGAAUCAAAGCAGUCAAAGAAGACAAAUUAGUCUAAUAAUAAUUACCUUGAAUAGCUAAAACAGUAAGAAGUGGAAAGAGCCUUUAAGAUGAGAGACGAUGAGAUCAUUCAAACAUAAAUCAUCAAGAAAUUACAGGAUCAUCCGAAUCAACACCUUAAUGAAUUACAAAAUGAAGUGGCACUCCUGAAUAGAAAAGUAGAACCACUUCUAAAAAGAGUGGAGGCGGCUGCUAAUAAUAUCAAAAUAGCUGGAGGCUCAGCCAAGCAUAAGCAACUUCCUGGUUCUCUGGGUAUGCUAUCUAAAAUGGGAGGAAGAAUGAUCAAUUUCUAUGCAGAUGACAUCACUGAAUUACUGCUAGAAGACUUUCUCUUAGAAACAGCUUUAGAACUUCAAAGGCUCGAGCAAAGCUAACUCAAAGAUUAUAGUAAUGAAGAAGCCAAAUUUUUAGCGUAAAACUUACUGAAAACUUUGGUUGAUUAUCAAAAUGAUGAGCAGCUAGCUAAACUAAAAUUAGUAGAUCCUAAAGGUGAGAAAUCUCUACACAAAGCAUACAACCUAAGCAAACUUCAACGAUAAGACCCUUAGCCACUAAUGUUCAAUCUAAACGAAGACUUAAAUCAUCAUUUUGAUCACGAUGAAUCGAAUGAGUUCUAAUUACAGCAGAAUAACUAAUCUGCUAAGUAUCAGUACUAGAACCCAUUUAACUAAAAAACCGCUUCUCAUAAAGCUGGUCCUGUUGAUGCUUUCUCUAAAAAGAUUGCUGAGUUAUCUGGUACUGCACCUGAUGUAUCCUAUAAUAUGAUGACUAAAAUUGAAGAUAAGAACAAACGAGCUCAGCAUAUUGAUAGUAAUCUUAACGGCAUCACAAUCCAAGGCAUUUCUGAUCCAAAUAUACCUAUCUAAAGAAAGUACAAAAUAGAGAUGAAGGAAGAGACGAUAAAUAAUAUAAUUUUGCAGAGGGAGAAAUUUGAAAAGUUUCUAAAGAUGCAUAACAACACUGCCAAUAAAGAUGUUUGGAAGAUAUAUGAUCACAUCUCAGAUGACAUCUUUCACGAGAUAUACGCUCAAGCUAUCAAGGAAGUCAGCAAAGAUAUGGAGGAAUAUAUUGAGAAAGUUAUAUAUGAUGAAUUUUAACUUUGA
Stylonychia lemnae is the source of this 2715-nucleotide messenger RNA. Lineage: Eukaryota; Ciliophora; Spirotrichea; Sporadotrichida; Oxytrichidae. The record is from the annotation of a GenBank genome assembly.